AUGGGAGGCAAGAGCUCCAGACAAGCCCGUUCAGCCACCUUCUCGGACGAGGCUUUCGCUCAGAGCCGACUCACCAACGCCAAGAAGGAGACUCCCACCGAUUUGAACCUUGGCAAGAAGAAGGAUGUUGUGUUGUCCAAGGAGGUUAUCGAUUUCAACCUGGGCGAGGAGCCCUGUCCUCUCAACGAGAUCGUGCGGGACCAGUUCACCAUAACCAACGAGUCGGGGAAGAAGAUCAAGUUCCGCUUCGACCCCAUCCCCUCGGCGUCGUGCAAGCUCAGCUUCGAGCCCGCUUCGGGUACCAUCGACGGAGGCAAGAAGAACGUCAAGAAAAUUGGCGUGAAGAUGGUCCUCCUCAUGCCCGAGAGCCUCAACUUUCGAGGCGUCUACGGCGCCGAUCCCAUGGCCCUCGAGAUUGCCGAGGACUGUGGGUUCGAGGUGCCAGUGGUCCUCAAGUCAAUGCGAGAGGCCCUGGUGGAUCAGGAUGCCCUCUCCCAAGAGGGCAUCUUCCGUUUGGCGGGCGAUCAAAACGAAAUGAAGCGAAUCAAGGGCGACAUGAAUCGCACCAAGACCUUCGACGCCAAGGAUGCCGACAUGAACACGAUCGCCAACUUACUCAAGGUGUGGUUCCGUGAGCUGCCGGUGCCGAUUUUGAAUGCGCUGCCCACGGAGGUGAUCUUCCACAGCGGGGACCCCAACGUCUGCAUCGACGCCUACGAGGGGCUGCAGGAGCCCCAGAAAUCCCUUCUUGGCUGGCUCCUGCAUUUGAUGGCCGACGUCGCCGCACUCAAGGCGCACAACAAGAUGAGCGAACAGAACCUUGGAUCCGACCCCAUGGAAGGUCUUGUCAUGUCGCAGAAGGCCGUGCAGUUCCUGCACAACCUCAUCCUCAACGAGAUCGAACUCAGACACGCCGAACAGCGAGGUGACGAGUAA
Molecule: messenger RNA, 936 nt
Organism: Acanthamoeba castellanii str. Neff
Lineage: Eukaryota; Discosea; Longamoebia; Acanthamoebidae
Product: RhoGAP domain containing protein
Exons: 7
Coding region: 1-936 (311 amino acids)
Biological process (GO): signal transduction
Molecular function (GO): GTPase activator activity
Source: RefSeq, a predicted model, not a curated record